Adineta ricciae is the source of this 1476-nucleotide messenger RNA. The record is from the annotation of a GenBank genome assembly. NCBI's taxonomy places the organism in Eukaryota, Metazoa, Rotifera, Eurotatoria, Adinetida, Adinetidae.
AUGACGAUGAACCCGUCAUCAUCAUCAUCGAUGGCGCCAGUAUUAGCUGAUUAUCAUAAUCGAACUACAAAUUUACGUUCAAAAAUUCUGAAAAACGAAGAACAACGCUUGCAACUCGAACAGAAACUUCGUACGAUGUCAAGUCAAAGUUCACGAUCAUAUCAACGCAAACAAAUUCAAUACAUUCAGAAUUAUUUCACACGAUUGAAUCAAGAAUCUCAACGAGCCGAACAGCGUAAUUUGCAAUUACUCAAUGAUUUAUCGCAUGCUCAGCACCAUCUUGAUCGACUACAUCUCGAUGCUGAACAUUUAACUCAAUUGAAAAACGAUUACUUGACCUAUCUCGAAUCAAAUUAUCCCAAUUGGCAAAAGCCGUCGACCAUUCGAUCGAGUGCUCAGAUUGUUAGUAGCAGCAACGAAUACGAUCGUUUAGCUCAACAUAUGAAACAAGAUCGUGGACAACUAGAAAACAAUGAAAACCUCCGGCAGAGUGACGCACCUUUAGUUCAACGAUCGUUCGAUGUGAAUUCAUCUAUGUUAUUCAAACGAUAUGAAGAUCAACUGAAAAUUGGUUUAGAACGGACGAUAUCCCCAUCGACGCCGGUUAUUAAUAACGAAAAUAAAGACGAGCAAUCUUUAUCGGAAUCAAACGAUAUGUCAAAUGCGUUUUCUCAUGCCAAACGUAGUGGUUCAUUGCGCAUGGAGCUUAGCCGGACUGGUCUUUAUGCUUUGCUCGAUUUUCUCGAACGACAAUUUAAAGAUACACUAGAUAAAAAGAAAUUCUAUCGUCUUGAUCCGCCAACAAUCACCCAAAAGAGGACAAUAAUCGAUCUAGCUAACGACCAAGACAAAGUCGCAUUACAAGAUCAAGAUUCUGCAACGAUUUCGAUGGUUAUCCUAGAUCAACUAACUUCAACAAUUCGUCGUACAACCCUUAAUCAAUGUUUAUUAACAGAAGAUAUCCUUUCAGCAAACAUCCAAGAUUUGGAUAAAGAUUCGAUUGCACAGAUGUUACCUGAACAAGAUCGAUUGCUAUGGUCACGAUUAAUCGAACAUUUUCUCCAAUUAUUGAGAUUACAUAUCAUGGAUGCACAAACAUUAGCCAAUAAGUUUACGUUAGCAUUAGUACCUACGAAUGCUCUGUAUGCGCAUGAAAAAGCGAAGGGUCUUCUUAAACAUAUUCUGGAUAAACUACUCCGAGCACAUUCGUCCAGUUCCGAAAACGAUGCAGAAGAUGAUCGAAAACAACCGAUUGGUCAAACAAAUGCUACAACAUCAUCAUCCUGGUUGAAAAAAUUAGCAAACGGCUCUGCAUAUGAUGAUGAUGAUCAAUCAUCGACAUCAUCAUCGUCAUCAACGACGCCUACAAAGCAAAACAGCCGAUCAGUCCGUUCACCCUCGAUAACUCCAAGAAAAAGUCGGCAAAAUCAAGCGAAUACCGACGACGACGAUGCAGCUGAAUACUUUUUCACCUAA